Molecule: messenger RNA, 732 nt
Organism: Parnassius apollo (apollo)
Lineage: Eukaryota; Metazoa; Arthropoda; Insecta; Lepidoptera; Papilionidae
Source: the annotation of a GenBank genome assembly
AUGAAUCUUCAUUUGUAUGUUCCUCCAGCGAUACAUCAUUCUAGAAACUUCUUAAAUUGUUUAAAUAUUAAAGAAAAAGGAUUUUGUCAAAAGUUUACAAUGAAUAAUGAAACUAAAGAAGCGUUAACAAAGAAGUUUAAAUUAUUGCAAGAACGAUGUAUAUACGUUCAUAAUGCCAUUAAGAAUUUGUCAGAUGUGGGUCCUGUACCAAACAACAUUGAAGCUGAAGCUUCAAAUGACGUAGAGGCUUCACGAACAGAGAUACAAAAUUUGUACACGUCUAUUACGACGGACAGUAAUUUACCAACAAGUCAAUACCUCUCUGAAAUUCAACAGUUUACUGACGAAGUCGAAAAAUUCAUAGCUUUUACCGAGGGUUCAAUUAAUUACAUGGAUGCUGAAAUGGAAAGAUUAAAUAAUAUAAUCGAAACAUCACAAGAAGCCAGGUCAAGAUCUAGAGCAGAAAAGAAGCCCAUAACGAAGAAAGAAAGAUUAAUAGAAAGAUUCCAUACAAUUGAAAAAGUACUUCAUGGACUUAUGUAUUCCUUGUAUCCAAACUUUGCCGACCUUGUCAUGGAUGUUUUGUGGCGACUGAUGCAAGAGAAGUUUGAUGCAAGAUCUAGUGGUUACAUUAAGGUUACAAAUGAGAACUACAGGGCUAUGCGAUUUCUAAGACAUAUAAAAAUGGUGUCUCAAAACCCCUAUAAUAAAAAGGAGUUUAAACUUGUUUAA